CCUUCAGCCAGGCAACACGCUUCCUACUUUUUCCCAACAUCAUCUUUCAUUGCAUUUCAAGAGACACCAAAGGCUUUGACUUUGCAUCUCUUUCACUCUUACACACACAUCAUAGUCUGCCCUCGACGCCGACUACUCUACACGCCCUUUGCUUUAAUCCACUUGCCCUCUCAACACUUACACCACAAUGAAGGCCUUAAUUCUCGUCGGCGGCUUCGGUACGCGUCUUAGGCCGCUCACUCUCUCGUGGCCCAAGCCUCUUGUCGAGUUCUGCAACAAGGUAGCUAGCCUUCACCAGAUUGAGGCCCUUGUCAAGGCCGGUGUCAAGGACAUUGUUCUUGCCGUCAACUACCGCCCUGAGGUCAUGGUCUCCGUGCUCAAGAAGACUGAGGAGGAGUACGGCAUUACCAUCAACUUCUCGGUCGAGACUGAGCCCCUCGGCACUGCCGGUCCUCUUGCCCUUGCCCGCGACAUUCUCGGCAAGGACGACUCGCCCUUCUUCGUCCUCAACUCGGAUGUCACCUGCAGCUACCCCUUCGAGGCCUUCCGCGACUUCCACCUUAAGCACGGCCACGAGGGUUCGAUCAUGGUGACCAAGGUCGCCGAGCCCUCCGCCUACGGUGUCGUCGUGACCAAGCCCGGCUCGACUGUCAUUGACCGCUUCGUUGAGAAGCCCGUCGAGUUCGUCGGUAACCGCAUCAACGCCGGUAUCUACAUGUUCAACCCCUCGGUGCUUGACCGCAUCGAGCUCCGCCCCACCUCGAUCGAGAAGGAGAUCUUCCCUGCUAUCGCCGCCGACGGACAGCUGCACUCUUACGACCUUGCUGGCUUCUGGAUGGACGUCGGUCAGCCCAAGGACUUCCUUUCAGGUACCUGCCUCUACCUCUCGCACCUCACCGCUACCCACUCGCCUCUGCUCUCCGACCCCGCGCAGAACAAGUGGGUUUACGGCGGCAACGUCAUGGUCGACCCUACCGCCGAGAUUGACCCCACGGCCGUUAUCGGCCCCAACGUUGUCAUCGGCCCCGGUGCCAAGAUCGGCAAGGGCGUUCGUCUGCAGCGCUGUGUCAUUCUCUCCAAUGCCACCAUUCGUGACCACACCUGGAUUGCCUCGUCCAUUGUCGGCUGGAACAGCACUGUCGGACGUUGGUGCCGUGUUGAGAACAUCACCGUCCUUGGCGACGACGUCAGCAUCAAGGAUGAGCUGUACAUCAACGGUGCUUCGGUUUUGCCCCACAAGAGCAUUUCCUCGAGCAUCACCGAGCCCCGUAUCGUCAUGUAAGCCGGGGUGUCACCCUCUUUGGCUUGCAGCCACCAUCUCUCAUUCCCGCUCUCUCCUCUCUCGACUACCCUCUCGGCACGGAUGUCGCAUUGGAUUACACUUGCGUCACCUUGUCACAAAUCGGACUCUGUAUACGGGGUCUUGGCUAUGCAUUGAAUACACUAGAG
Vanrija pseudolonga is the source of this 1449-nucleotide messenger RNA. RefSeq names its product Mannose-1-phosphate guanyltransferase (gene MPG1). Gene Ontology annotation, cellular component: cytoplasm. The coding region runs from base 188 to 1282 and encodes 364 amino acids. Gene Ontology annotation, biological process: GDP-mannose biosynthetic process. The record is from RefSeq and is a predicted model, not a curated record. The transcript has 12 exons. Lineage: Eukaryota; Fungi; Basidiomycota; Tremellomycetes; Trichosporonales; Trichosporonaceae. Gene Ontology annotation, molecular function: GTP binding; mannose-1-phosphate guanylyltransferase (GTP) activity.